GCUGUAUUGUAUAUUAAUAUAAGGUAUAAUGACAACGUUUUCGUCUCCGCUUUUGAUCACAUCGGGUCUUCUAAUUAUUUGUAUGCUCGUGCCAGAAACCGUGCAAAUGUUUCUUCCGAAGAAGGGCAACUAUCCCUACCUGACAAGAGAAAGGGUGUUUAUCGAGCCGAACAAACGGCCGUUCUGCAACGCGUUUACCGGUUGCGGUCGCAAGCGCUCCAACCUGCCGGCGCUGACCUCCCAGGGCGAAGAGAUGGACGAAUCGAUAAACAGCCUGCUGGAGCUGAGCGCCGAGCCGGCCGUCGAGGACCUCUCGCGGCAGAUCAUGUCGGAGGCGAAGCUGUGGGAGGCCAUCCAGGAGGCGAACGUCGAGCUGAACAGGCGCAAGCAGAAGCAGUCGACGGCAGAGGGCGCGCAGAACGACGCCCCCGUGCCGGCGAGGAGCGCCGCCGCCAGCUGCGCCCUACCGCCCUGCUACAUCUAGAUGGACGGAUUUUUCGUUGGAGGCGAUACGCAGCUGAUAUUUUAAACAUGGCAUAAUGUACAGUCAGUCAAUAUAGUGGUUUUAUCCGGUUUAUGAAUGCAUGACGUUCACUCUUCGCGUAGGUGACGGUCUUUAUUCCUAAUAAAAUAUACCUAUCUAGUUGUGCUGAGUAAAAUAAUUAUUUUUCUCUUUGGAAUGUUAUGUUAAUUUUUCGGAUUGAAAUUAUUUGAACCAAGCAUUGGCUUGUGGCGAGAGUUUAUAGGUGCAUGAAUUAAAUAAACCAUAUCUAACUAUUUAAAUAUGAUCCAAAUAUACAAGUAUUUCAUUAAUGUGUGUACCUAAUUUGUUGAAAAUAAACAGCAUAAA
Messenger RNA from Phyllotreta striolata, 850 nucleotides. The record is from the annotation of a GenBank genome assembly. NCBI's taxonomy places the organism in Eukaryota, Metazoa, Arthropoda, Insecta, Coleoptera, Chrysomelidae.